UCUCACUCAACAACAGCGCACACAUAGAAGAGAGUGUUCUACGAAAUCCAAUCCUUCUUUUCUCUCUUCGAUUGACACCCUAAAAAUCCCUAAACCCCUUUCGAAAAUUUUCCAUUUCAGAUCUCAACCUGCAAAUUCAAUCGAAUCCAGAACAACAAAUUCUUACUGGUUGUGUUGAUUUCAUGGCUUCCCCUGGAAACCAGAACCAACAACCAGGUGGAGGACCAUUUGAUGUUCAAAGAUUCUUCAACCCUUCUUCUUCCCCACCACCAAUCUCAUCAAACCCUAACACCACCUUCCAAAACCCUAACCUUCCUUAUCCUCCACCAUCUUCUGCCGCCUCGUAUCCUCCACCCACCGUCAGCGGCGCACCUUACUCAUACCCUCCUCAAACUAACCCUCUAUACCACCCUCAAUUUCACAUCCCACCACCUCCUUUUCAUCCUCAACAACAACCCGACAACCCCAUGCCUUCCUCUAACCUGCAACAUCAGCGAUCCGUUCCGUAUCCUACACCUCCUCUCCAACCUCCUAGCCCUAAUAGCAACCCUAACCCUAACCAUGGGGCUCGUCUAAUGGCUCUUUUAAGCUCUCCACCGCCUACCACGCUUGACAAUUCGUCUCAAUCGUCCAUGCCUUUGGCUCCACCUACUAAUCCUAUGCUUCCGUCGUCGUUGGUUCCUGCAUUGCAUUCUGGGUCCGGUCCUUUGCGGAUGCCGAGCAGUAAGCUCCCGAAAGGACGUCAUUUGACCGGUGAUCGUGUUGUAUAUGAUAUUGAUGUUAGGUUUCCUGGAGAGGUUCAGCCUCAACUUGAGGUCACCCCCAUUACCAAGUAUGGGUCUGAUCCUGGUCUUGUUGUUGGCCGUCAAAUUGCUGUUAACAAGACUUACAUAUGUUAUGGUCUGAAACUGGGAGCGAUUAGGGUUCUUAAUAUAAACACUGCUUUAAGAUCACUGCUUAAAGGUCUAGCUCAGAGGGUUACUGAUAUGGUUUUCUUCGCGGAGGAUGUUCAUCUUUUAGCUAGUGCAAGCAUAGAUGGACGAGUAUAUGUGUGGAAAAUUACAGAAGGCACAGAUGAGGAUGAUAAACCACAAAUUACAGGGAAGAUAGUUAUUGCAAUCCAGAUUGUAGGAGAAGGGGAACCUGUUCAUCCCCGAGUUUGUUGGCACUGUCAUAAACAAGAAGUGCUUGUUGUUGGAAUCGGAAAACGUGUUCUGAGAAUUGAUACUACGAAGGUUGGGAGAGGUGAAGUGUAUUCUGCAGAGGAACCUCUGAAAUGUCCUGUUGAUAAGUUGAUCAAUGGAGUUCAGUUUGUUGGCAAUCAUGAUGGUGAAGUGACAGAUCUAUCAAUGUGCCAGUGGAUGACUACUCGUUUGGUUUCUGCCUCUGUAGAUGGAACGAUAAAGAUUUGGGAAGAUCGGAAGUCCUCACCGAUUGCAGUGUUGAGGCCGCAUGAUGGCUUGCCAGUUAACUCUGUUACAUUCUUGACCGCUCCUCAUCGCCCAGAUCACAUCAUACUUAUCACCGGGGGACCCCUGAAUCGGGAAGUGAAAAUAUGGGCCUCAGACAGUGAAGAAGGAUGGUUGCUUCCCAGUGAUGCAGAUUCAUGGCACUGUUUGCAGACAUUAGAAUUGAAGAGUUCAUCUGAGGCUAGAGUUGAAGAUGCAUUCUUUAAUCAAGUGGUUGCGUUAUCCCAAGCAGGUCUUCUCUUACUAGCAAACGCGAAGAAAAAUGCUAUAUACGUUGUACACUUGGAAUAUGGUCCCAAUCCAGAAGCCACCCACAUGGAUUACAUUGCUGAGUUUACAGUGACUAUGCCUAUACUGAGUUUUACAGGCACUAGUGAUUUAUUACCUCAUGGGGAGCAGAUUGUUCAGGUUUACUGUGUCCAGACACAGGCCAUUCAGCAAUAUGCUUUGGACUUGUCCCAGUGCUUACCACCGCCAAUUGAUAGUGUUACAUAUGAGAAAUUCGAUACAACUGUUUUACGUGAUGCACCAAGUACUGAAGGUUUCGAGCCAUCUGGAAGUAAGACUGAGAUGCCGUUGGUUGUCUCGGUACCUAGCUCUGAUGGUGCCAUUUUGAGACAGCUCUCAAACUCUCCUUUGGUUGAAACUUCCAUGCCGAAGGAAUUUUCUGCACCGAGUAUUGAAUCGAAAUCCAACCCAUCUCCCAUCACUAUUGAUACAGGUAUUUCUGGUGUUGCAUCUUCCUCAGUUGCAUCAAGUCCAACAUUAUCUCGAAAACUUUCUGAUUUGAAAAGUCCAGCCGGUGGCCUUGAAUCUAGUGCCCAACUAAGUAAUCAUGGUGAGCAGAAAAUUAUUGAAUAUUCAGUUGACACCGCUCAUUCGAACACGUCUACUAUGCCCUCGUUGGCUAAUGAUUCCAUCACUGAUGAAAACAAACCAUUGAAAGAGGACGUCUCCCCUGUUACCGGUCAUGGCACGAAGUUUAAGCAUCCAACUCAUUUGGUAACUCCUGCUGAAUUGAUGGCUACAUCAUCCUCUGAAAUGAGUCAUGUUUCUGAGCAGAAGAAUGACGUAGAUCCAGUUGUUCAGGAUGUGAUUGUGAACUCCGAUGCGCAGAAUGUUGAGGUGGAGGUUAAGGUUGUUGGUGAAGCGGGUAAGAGUCAAAAUGUUGAACCUAUUUCUCAAGGAGAGCUUCAUGGGUUUUCUUCACAGGCAUCGGAUUUUGGACUUGAGAUGGGUAGAGAUCGUCGAGUCUUGCCUGGGGAAACUUAUAUUGUUAAUGAGUCCAAGCACAUUGAUGGGCCUGGAGAAAGCAAAACAGUGGGUCAAGCCUCCGGUGGCCAAGAUGAAGUUCAAGAUGUGAAAAUUGAUCUUUCGGGACAGGUUGAGACAGUGAUACCAGCAACCGGUCACUCCCCAGCGACUGCUACCUCAGCCAAAGGGAAGAAACAUAAGGGAAAGAAUACUCAGGGAUCAAGCCCUUCUUCUCCUUCCCCGAGUGUUUUCAAUUCAACAGAUUCUUCUAAUGAACCGGGAGUCAGUUCAAGCUCUCCCUCUGCUGAAGCCAUACUUUCACAGAUUCAAUCUAUGCAAGAAGCCAUAAGUCAGGUUUUAAUCAAUCAAAAGGAAAUCCAAAAGCAGAUUCCAGCAUUGGUUGCAGUGCCAGUUACAAAGGAAGGUCGUAGAAUUGAGGCAGCCAUAGGGAAAAGCAUGGAGAAAACUUACAAAACUAAUUCUGAUGCUCUUUGGGCUCGAACUCAAGAAGAAUUUGCAAAGCAAGAGAAGUCAAACCGAGAUCGCAAUCAACAAAUUUCUGUUUUGGUAACAAAUGGCUACAAGGACUUGCUUGCAGCAUGGGAAAAAAUGUUGAAGAAGGAAACAUCUGCACUCGUGUCAGCUGUGGCUCGUGCAGUUUCUCCAGUUAUUGAGAAAACAGUAUCUACUGCGAUCUCAGAGGCUUUCCAGAGAGGUGUUGCUGAUAAGUCUGUAAACCAAUUGGAGAAAUCGAUUAAUUCGAAGCUUGAAGCUAGUGUUGCCAGGCAAAUCCAAACCCAGUUUCAAACUUCUGGCAAACAAGCUCUACAGGAAGCGCUGAAGUUGAGUAUGGAGGCCUCGGUUGUUCCUGCCUUUGAGAUGUCUUGCAAGGCCAUGUUUGAUCAAGUUGAUGCUACUUUUCAGAAGGGAAUGGUUGAACAUACAAGUGCAGCUCAGCAGCAAAUUGAGUCUGCACAUUCUCCUCUGGCAAUUGCUUUAAGGGAUGCUAUCAAUUCAGCAUCAUCUGUGACUCAAACCUUGAGUGGUGAAUUGGCUGAUGGUCAAAGAAAGUUGGUAGCCUUGGCACUUGCAGGGGCGAAUUCCGAAGCAGGGAAUCCAUUGAUGACCCAAAUAAGUAAUGGACCUAUAGGCAGUUUCCAUGAGAAGAUUGAGGCACCCUUGGAUCCUACAAAAGAGUUAUCUAGGUUGGUAUAUGAGCACAAAUACGAGGAGGCUUUCACUGCUGCUCUGCAAAGAAGUGAUGUUUGGAUUGUGUCCUGGUUAUGCUCUCAGGUUGACCUACAGGGGCUAUUAACAAGCAAUCCUCUGCCACUGAGCCAAGGAGUACUGCUAUCUUUGCUGCAGCAGUUGGCGUGUGAUAUUGGGAAUGAACCAUCAAAGAAACUUGGAUGGAUGAUGGAUGUGGUGGUGGCCAUCAAGCCAACAGAUGGGAUGAUAGCAAUGCACGUACGCCCAAUAUUCGAGCAAGUUCAGUCUAUACUAAAUCAUCAAGUAAGCAUUCCGACUACUAAGGUAUCGGAGCUAUCAAUCAUACGGGUUAUCAUGAAACUCAUCAAUUCCACACUCAGGACCCUGUAAGUAAUUGAUGAUGCAUUCAGAGGAGCUUGUACAAAAGAAGUCUUAGAAUUUUGUAAUGGGGUGGUACUUAUAUUUGUUAGGUGAGUUUGAGAGUUUAUUCUUAUUGCUUUCUUAUUAUAUUCUUAUUAUGUUGCAUGUUUUAGGUGAAAGUUGUACAUUUGUUCUUUGUGUAUUCAGUCUUUCCUUUCUUGUAGAGGUUGUCUGUAUGUGGUGGUGUUUUUUUUAUUUAAUCCAAAGUUUUGAGAUGUUCUUUAUAAGUUCUUUC
Molecule: messenger RNA, 4587 nt
Organism: Cynara cardunculus var. scolymus (artichoke)
Lineage: Eukaryota; Viridiplantae; Streptophyta; Magnoliopsida; Asterales; Asteraceae
Product: enhancer of mRNA-decapping protein 4-like
Exons: 12
Coding region: 183-4322 (1379 amino acids)
Biological process (GO): deadenylation-independent decapping of nuclear-transcribed mRNA
Cellular component (GO): P-body
Molecular function (GO): protein binding
Source: RefSeq, a predicted model, not a curated record